AACAUGACCACAAUCAGAGCGGAAGGCCUGAAUUGCGUUGUUGUCACUCUCACAACAAGAACUGAACCUCUCUCUCUCUCCUCUCUCUUCUCUUUCUCUCUCUACAUAUACCACAGAGCAAGAGCAAGCAUGUCUUCAGUCUCGUCCUUCGCCGCCAUUUCCAGUCCUCCCUCUUCUCUCAACAGAGCUUCGUUCGCUUCUCGCCUUUCCUCGCCUUUUCCAUUUCGUCACAACACUCGGUUUGGUGUCAAAUGCAGUUAUGCUGAGGCAGGUGUCAAGGAGGAUUCUAACUCCGGUACAAUAGAUGUUGUUGCUGAUGUUAAGACUGAGAGGGUUGUGGUCUUAGGAGGCAGCGGUUUUGUUGGUUCUGCUAUAUGCAAGGCUGCAGUAUCUAAGGGUAUAGAGGCCAUAAGCCUAAGCAGGUCAGGGCGUCCCUCUUACUCAAGUUCAUGGGUGGAUCAGGUUACUUGGAUGUCAGGAGAUGUUUUUUAUGCAAACUGGGAUGAAGUACUUGCUGGUGCUACUGCAGUGGUUUCAACACUUGGAGGUUUUGGUAGUGAAGAACAGAUGCAAAGGAUUAAUGGUGAGGCUAAUGUUGUUGCAGUUACCGCUGCUAAAGAUUUUGGAAUUCCCAAGUUCAUCUUGAUUUCAGUGCACGAUUAUAAUCUACCGUCAUUUCUACUUUCAUCUGGAUACUUCACGGGAAAAAGGAAAGCGGAAUCAGAGGUUCUCUCCAAAUACCCAACUUCUGGCGUUGUCUUAAGACCAGGUUUUAUAUAUGGGAAAAGGCGGGUGGAUGGCUUUGAGAUCCCUCUGGAUUUGAUAGGAGGACCACUGGAGAGAUUCCUGCAAGCCACUGAAAACUUCACCAAACCUUUGAGUUCUCUUCCGGGCUCUGAUCUACUCUUGGCUCCACCUGUCAGUGUCGAUGAUGUUGCUUUUGCAGUAAUAAACGCAAUCACAGAUGAUGACUUCUUUGGCAUUUUCACAAUAGAGCAAAUCAAGGAGGCUGCAGCCAAAGUGAGGGUGUGAUAUAUAGACUGCAACAUAGAAGCAACCAUAAUAUAUCUCAAGGUCAGGUUCAAGUAAUAUUCGUAGAAGUACAUUCAGGUCUGUCUGUGAUUUAAAACUCUUCGAAUUGCUUAUACAGAUUGUUGAGGCAAACUUUUUGAAGCUGGCAUUGACAUUAGCUUAAUACAUUUAAAACCGUCUCCAUAUAGAAGCGGUGAGCACGCAAAUUGGCAUGUAUGGGUGGUGAAACUCGUAAAACCUCUCAUGGGCUCUGUGAAUGUGAAGUACAGAUGCUUGCAGAUUAAAGAUCUGCUAUAGUUCUAUUCAUUGAUAGCACUCUUGUAAUGUACUGCAUAAUAGAACAAGUGAAAACAUAAAAAUAAAAAUAUUAUUGUGCUUCAUAAUUA
Messenger RNA from Camellia sinensis, 1418 nucleotides. RefSeq names its product NAD(P)-binding Rossmann-fold superfamily protein. The record is from RefSeq and is a predicted model, not a curated record. Gene Ontology annotation, cellular component: mitochondrion. NCBI's taxonomy places the organism in Eukaryota, Viridiplantae, Streptophyta, Magnoliopsida, Ericales, Theaceae. Gene Ontology annotation, molecular function: protein-containing complex binding.